Molecule: messenger RNA, 1423 nt
Organism: Trematomus bernacchii (emerald rockcod)
Lineage: Eukaryota; Metazoa; Chordata; Actinopteri; Perciformes; Nototheniidae
Exons: 8
Coding region: 80-976 (298 amino acids)
Biological process (GO): positive regulation of ERK1 and ERK2 cascade; T cell activation; interleukin-15-mediated signaling pathway
Cellular component (GO): external side of plasma membrane; membrane raft
Molecular function (GO): protein tyrosine kinase binding; MHC class II protein binding
Source: RefSeq, a predicted model, not a curated record
UCUAAUAUAAGGAAGUACAUUCAACAUUUCUCUUUAAGAGGCAGCCAGUCUAGAGACUUACACGAAUACAAGAGACACGAUGGCCGAGUUAAAACAGAUUAAAAUGUCUUCACUUCUUAUUCUGCUGCUUCAGUUUACAGGGGCUGCAAUUGGACAGCGUGUCCUCUACCUCUCUGUCAGAGUUGGAGAUGAAGCCAAUCUGCCGUGUAACAAUGUGAUUCAGGAUCAGGAUGAAUGUGAUGGUACUACCUGGCUCUUCAGUGAUUCAAUAAGCUCAGUAAUGCUGGUUAGAGGUGGGCAGAUUGGUAACCAUGCUAAAUCAGACAGACUGAGAGUUACAGAGAAAUGUUCUCUGGGUAUAAAGAAGGUCACAGAGGAGGAUGCUGGUUAUUACACCUGCACACAGUACAACAAAGCAAAUCAACAACAAGGUUCAGACUCUGAUGUUUAUCUGUCUGUUGUUACCAUGACUGAGCAUCAGGACAAUGAUGAGGUGACGUUACGCUGCUCUGUGUCGAGACAUGCAGGGUGUAGACACAAAGUGAAGUGGCUGCUUCAGGGUCAAGAUGUGGAUGAAGAUAACAACGAUAUAAAAACAUCAGCGUCCUACUGCUCUGCUUCUGUGACAUUUCUGACUUCUCAUUUUAGUUACACACCAAGGUCUACGUUUUUUACUUGUGCAGUAAGAAAUGCUUACAACGUGCAGACCUUCAGGCCUCAGUCCUCAGAUGAGGACGAACAAGCAGCAACAACAACCACAACAGUUACAUCAAGUCACUCCAUCAACAACUCAGGUCUCUUGAGGCACAUCCUCGUGUCUGUGGGUUUAGCAGCUCUCAUAAUGAUUGUUGUGGCGGUCAGCAUAUGGACAAGAACUAAAGAGAAGCAAACACAGAUGGAUGAAAUCAAUGUGCGUUAUGAUGUAGAUGAUGGUACAGUGAACUAUGAAAACAUCAGACCUCCUGAUGGAGUUUGAGCAACACUUCUGCCUCCAUCAGACUCCACUGAUCAACAACGUCUACAUCUAUCAUCGUGUUUCACAUCAGGAGUGGAAGAUUAUAUAAUCAUUCUGAAUUACAUAUUAUUUCAUUUUAGUCUUGAUCUAAUAAACCACUGGAUGUCACUGUAAAGAGCUUUUAAUUCUUGUUUCCUUCCUUAUAUUGUCUUCCAGCUGAAGGUCUCAGAGCUGAUUUCAAGAUGUACUGAUUGCUAUUAGAGCUACAGCAGCUUGAGCUCAUUUUAAUAUCACUGUGUGCAGAAAGAUCAAUUUAAUCCACUUCAUUUAGCUUAGCUGUUAAAACAUGUGUUUUGAUGUCCAUGUGAUUGAAUGGGUUUUCAGCCUUAAUGUAGAAAGUAAGUUUUCUCUUUGUUAUUCCUGAUACAACAAUAUAAUCUGCAAAUAAUAAAUGUUAACUUAAUUCUA